AUGGAAUAUAGAUUGGCUUCACUAAGGCCAGUUCAUGGAAGGCUAGCUUUGAAAUUCCUCAAUUGGGUCAUCAAGCAACCUGGUUUGGACCUCAGUUAUAUUACUCAUAUGUACUGUAUCACAACCCAUAUAUUGGUUGGAGCUAGAAUGUAUGACUCGGCCAAGUCAAAUUUGAAACAUUUAUCUCAGAUGGGUAUUGGAUCUCAUUCUGUUUUUACUUCUCUCAUGGACACGUAUGCUCUUUGCAAUUCAAACCCUGCAGUUUUUUACCUUUUAAUUAGGGUUUACACACGAAAUGGGAUGGUUGAAGAUGCUGUAGAGACAUUCCAUUUGAUGGUUUUGCGGGGUUUUAAGCCGUGUGUUUAUACUUGCAAUAUGCUCCUAGCCGCAAUGGGGAAGAUCUGGUGCAUAAGAUUUCUGUGGUCACUUUUUAGGGAAAUGCUUUCAAAAAAUAUUCGCCAUAAUGUUUGUACAUUUAAUAUAUUGUUGCAUUUUCUUUGUACGAGUGGCAAGCUAAAGAAAGCUGGUCAUCUCCUUAAGAGGAUGGAGUACAGUGGUUAUGUUCCGACAGUAGUUUCUUACAACACUUUACUGAAUUGGUAUUGCAAGAAGGGAAGGUACAAAGCGGCUUUUGAACUGAUUGAUCGAAUGGGUUGUAAGGGUCUUAAGGCAGAUGUCUGUACAUAUAACAUGUUAAUAGAUGAUUUGUGUAGAAAUAACAGCAGUGCCAAAGGUUAUUUAUUGUUGAAGAAGAUGAGGAAGAUGAUGGUAUUUCCAAAUGAAAUCACCUAUAAUACUCUCAUAAAUGGUUUUAUCAGAGAAAUUAAGAUUGCGGUCGCUACUAAGAUUUUUGAUAAGAUGUCAAAGUUUAAUCUUUCACCAAACUGUAUCAGUUACAAUGCUUUGAUAGAUGGACAUUAUCAGGAAGGCAAAUUUGAAGAAGCUUUCAAAAUUCUGGAGAAAAUGGAAGAAAGGGGAUUAAGGCCAAAUGAAGUUAGUUAUGGGACUCUUUUGAAUGGCUUUUGCAGGCAUGACAAACUAGAUUCAGCAAGAAUUCUUUUUCAGAGGAUUAGAAUGUAUGUUAUCAUUAUUGGUCGUAUUACCAAUACAACACUGAUUGAUGGGCUAUUCAAAAAGGGAAUGCUCGAAGAAGGAAAGAUAGACGAUGUGAAAGAGAUAAUAUGCAAGAUGUGUAGGUUUGGACUUGAACCAAACAAUAUCAUGUGGUCUACGUUAAUAUAUAACUCUUGCAAGCAGGGAAAUGUUAACGAAGUAUUGAAAUUGUAUGCGGUGAUGAAUUUGAAUUGUUAUGGUGCGGAUAUUUUCACAUGCAACACAAUAGUAGCUUCUCUUUGUAGAACUGGAAAGGUAAGGGAGGCUGAGAAAUUCAUGCAUCACAUGAAUAGGAUUGGCCCAGUUCCUAAUUGCAUUACUUUAGACACUGUUAUAAAUGGCUAUGGAGAAGUAGGCAAUGGGUUGAAAGCCUUUUCCUUGUUUGAUGAAAUGAUUAAGAUGCGUCACCACCCUUGUCAUUAUACAUAUGGCAGUUUACUGAAAGGACUAUGCCAAGGAGGACAUUUCGAAGCGGCUGUAAAAUUCUUGAGUAAACUCCAUUACAUCCCUUGCUGUGUGGAUGUUGUUGUCUACAACACAUUGCUGGCUGAGGCCUGUAAAUCAGGGAAUUUGCAAGUGGCAAUAAUCCUUUUGGAUGAGAUGAUCUCCAAUAACGUGCUCCCUGAUAGGUACACAUAUGCGAAUCUUCUUGCUGGAUUAUGUAGAAAGGGCAAGAUGGUUGCUGCAAUGCUACUGUUUGAAAAAGCAAUGGAAAGAUCUUUCUCUCCAAACCAUGUUAUGUAUACGUGCUUGAUCGAUGGGCUUUUCAAAGCAGGCCAGCCAAAGACUGCUGCUUAUUUUUAUGAAGAGAUGCUAAAGAAAGGUAUCAACCCUGAUACAGUUGUACUAAAUGUAAUUAUAGAUGGCUAUUCCAGAAUAGGGUGCAUAGAAAAGGUGAACAAUUACUUUUCUACGAUGAAAGGUGGAAGUUUAUGCCCUUGUUUGGCUACAUAUAAUAUUCUCCUACGUGGCUAUUCAAAACAACAGGAUAUACCAAGAUGCUUUGCAACAUACAAUACCUUUAUUAGGAAAGGUUUUGUUCCGAAUGAAUUGACAUGCCAUUCUCUAAUUCAUGGGCUUUGCGAGUCAAGUGUGCUGGACAUUGCCGUGAAAAUUUUGAGAAACAUGGUUAUGGAAGGUACAGCGGUUGAUAAGCGUACUUUUGACAUGCUAAUCACCAAAUGCAGCAGCAAUGGUGAGAUGGGAAAGGCCUUUGAUCUCUUAAAUACUAUGAAUUCUCUUGGAAUUUUGCCCGAUGGAGACACUUACGGUUCCAUACUUAAAAGGCAUCAACAGGACAUAUGA
Messenger RNA from Ilex paraguariensis (yerba mate), 2418 nucleotides. The record is from the annotation of a GenBank genome assembly. NCBI's taxonomy places the organism in Eukaryota, Viridiplantae, Streptophyta, Magnoliopsida, Aquifoliales, Aquifoliaceae.